AUGGCCUCCCUCCGUGGCAGGGAGCCGAUCAAGGUGGAGAAGGUGGACCUGACGCUGGACGACGACGGCGACGCGGAGGAGGCGGCGACGGCGGAGGGCGCGGCGCUGGAGGCCGCGCUCGGCCGCGUGGCCGACUUCGAGGGCUUCGAGGCCGGCUCCGACCAGUCGAGCGACGCCCUCCUGCUCAGCGCCGAACGGCUCGGCGGCAGCGCAGGCGGAGUGGCAGGACCGUCACAACGCUGCAGCGAGGACGGCGGUUCGCAAGGCGGCAUGAGUUGCAAGAUCUGUGGCAAGUGGUACGGUCACGAGAAGUCUCUGUCCCUUCACAUGAAGGUGCACGAAGGCCUGACGGUAUGCGUUGUCUGCGGCAAGGUCUCCAGCAAGGUGGCCGACUUGAGGAAGCAUCUUAAGAUGGUACACAAGCUACCACAGGAGGACAUCGAUCAGAUUGUGCCGAAACGAAUGCAGCGAGGACUGUACGCAGGGGAGCAGUCUUAACCAGGAUCCGACGAAACUGCUACGCGAUGCCCGACAAUGUGUGCGAUGAGGGUCCACGCCGCAGAGGUGGAAGGAGGUGGUGCGUGGCAUCGUGGCCGGGGUACGACUGCGUUCUACUCUGCGCUGUGCUCUGUGCUCUGUUACGUGCUCAGGUGUACUCUGUUGUGCCUGUGGAAACACACGCUCUUGAUCAGAACGCGCGCGGGUCUUCAGACUUCACGUGAU
This is a messenger RNA of Pollicipes pollicipes, 723 nucleotides long. Its product is annotated as zinc finger and BTB domain-containing protein 49-like. The transcript is spliced from 4 exons. The coding region runs from base 1 to 498 and encodes 165 amino acids. NCBI's taxonomy places the organism in Eukaryota, Metazoa, Arthropoda, Thecostraca, Pollicipedomorpha, Pollicipedidae. The record is from RefSeq and is a predicted model, not a curated record.